AUGGCAUCCCCAUUCUCGUUGGACCAAUCACAACCCCGUCAUCAUCCCGUUACCGGGAUUGAGCUCUACCACUCUGCCUUUCCCCUAUUCUAUGAUCAAAAAAAUCAAGUUGAAGUCGAUAAACAGGGGGUUAGAUCACAUAUUGGAUUCUAUCUGUUACCUACAUGUGACGAUACCAGAUUGUGUUCGUCCAAAGCUCAGAAAUGGAGGUGUAUGAGCACCCAUUGUUCUCCAUCUACAGAAGAUGCUAACGUAACCAUGAACAGUUUACCAAAAAAAGGAAAGAAGGCAUGUACUAUGUGCCGCCAGCAAAAGGCUAGAUGCGAUGUCUGGCGAGAUGAGACUGUACCGUGUUCCCGAUGCCGUAAGCGCAGCCUCGAGUGCACCAUAGAUGAUAGCUUCACAAGAGAGCACAAGCGUCGCCGAUACAUCGCACUAGAACACGAGAAUGAACAAUGGCGCCAACAACUCCAGACCUCCCAGCAGCUGAACGCCGAUUCCGUGCCGAUUGCGUUAUCCACAGCGACAACGGAACUAGUGAUGCCGGCCUUGCUGAAAACAGAUUCUCAGUUGGACGAUUCGCAGGGUUUGUCGCUGGCAUAUCCCCAAUAUCAUCUUGCACCAGCCGGUUCCACACCGGGUUCGACGAUGGGAGUAAAUGACCCCACAAAGCCCCGUUCACUGAAAAGUGUUACCGUUACAGGUCCAGAGAUCGACGACCUGUAUCAAUUGUAUAUGCUCCUACAAGAUUCUUAUGAUAACAGCAUGGUUCUAACAUCUUCUAGGUUCUUCGGCCACUAUGCCUCGUUCCUCCCGAUCCUCGAUGCGCAGACCAAGCCCAAUGCGUACUAUGCACAGUCUCCAUUCCUAUUCUGGGCCGUCAUCGGUGUCUCCAGUCGGUCAUACUCCAGAAACCCGACUUUACAGACGGCACUGGCCAAGGAGGUCACGGAAAUGGCACUUCUAUCGGUCAUGUCGACGUGCGCACCAUGGUACACCAUACAGGGACUGUUGCUCCUGCUAACAUGGCCGUUUCCAAAGGAGAAUCGCCCAGAUGUGACAUUCCCUCUAAGUGGAAUGCUUUUGCAUAUAGCGAUGCAACAUGGUUUCCAUAUCCCAAUGUCGAGCCAUGAAUUUUCCCGAGUGAAGAUCCCGGUAUCAUCUGAAUUGGAUAUGGUCCGACGCUCUGAACUCUGGGCUCAUUGUGUCCUAGUCUACCAACGGUCUUGUGUGAUCAAAGGGCAGUCUCCGCGAAACCUGGUCAGUUUAGCCCACGAUGCCAUCCAACGCCAGGUGCUAUUUGAUAAGAUUGCUCUACACCUAGUUCAAAAGCUUAGAUGCCAGGAAGUCGUUGGGAAAUGCAGCGAGGCAGUUAUGGAGAAUGGAGUUCGUGCCAUGUCUCUGGAUCAGGAGCUGGCGUUAGACGUUUUGCUGCGGAAGUUUGAAGGAGAGGUAGACGACAUUGCAUUGCAAGCAGUAAUCGACGACAAGGGGUAUCACCUUAUCCUUUGCCGAAUGGCAAUUCAAAGCUUCCACUUCUAUAAAAACCAAACACUUGUCUCCAGUGGGUGUCUUCCACGUCUUAUCGCCACCGCUUGCAACUUGAUAGAUUAUGUUCAAGCGCUGGCGGAUCGCAUGGGAUCUCUCUUCAUGGCACCUGUUCAAAUAAGCUUUGGUCUACUCUUGGCUUCGAUAUCGCUGUUGCGGAUUCUCAAAAGCGAUUAUGCCACCAGCGGACUCGAUACAAGUCGUGCCCAGGCCUCCUUCUUCGCCACGAUCAAUUUGGCCAAGCAAAUGUCCACCGACAGGAGCGAUACACCUGCUAAAAUGAUCACGGUCUUAAAUCAACUCUGGAAUAGCAGCAAGGCAUUCCGCAAAGCCGACGGCUCGGAAUACACGACGCUUCGAAUUCGCAGUCGCUUGAUCCUUAGUCAGAUCCUGGAUGCUGUCUGGUGGUGGCGUGAUGAAUAUGACCCUAACGCGCGCAAUCGAAUCCAAGGGACCGAGUACGUUGACGGGGCCUCUUCCCAACCCAAUAUGCUUUCGGGCAUCGAGGCAGGGCGCACUACCAUGGUAGCAGAUCCCGCUCGGGAGCCCGCGGGUGGGAUUCUUCAGAACGCGGGUCCUCUGCAAGGAGAGUUCCAGAUCAACGAGGAUUACUUUACCAACUUUGAGUGGCUGAGUGAUGAACUCUUCUCUUUUCCCCCGGAUUCGUCGUUAGGAAACACUCUACCGUGA
Penicillium verrucosum is the source of this 2238-nucleotide messenger RNA. RefSeq names its product putative C6 transcription factor (Leu3). Lineage: Eukaryota; Fungi; Ascomycota; Eurotiomycetes; Eurotiales; Aspergillaceae. The coding region runs from base 1 to 2238 and encodes 745 amino acids. Gene Ontology annotation, biological process: regulation of DNA-templated transcription. The record is from RefSeq and is a predicted model, not a curated record. The transcript is spliced from 6 exons. Gene Ontology annotation, cellular component: nucleus. Gene Ontology annotation, molecular function: transcription cis-regulatory region binding; zinc ion binding; DNA-binding transcription factor activity, RNA polymerase II-specific.